Messenger RNA from Polyodon spathula (Mississippi paddlefish), 1976 nucleotides. RefSeq names its product phosphoribosyl pyrophosphate synthetase-associated protein 2 (gene prpsap2). The record is from RefSeq and is a predicted model, not a curated record. The transcript is spliced from 11 exons. The coding region runs from base 318 to 1391 and encodes 357 amino acids. Gene Ontology annotation, biological process: 5-phosphoribose 1-diphosphate biosynthetic process; purine nucleotide biosynthetic process. Gene Ontology annotation, cellular component: cytoplasm; ribose phosphate diphosphokinase complex. NCBI's taxonomy places the organism in Eukaryota, Metazoa, Chordata, Actinopteri, Acipenseriformes, Polyodontidae. Gene Ontology annotation, molecular function: magnesium ion binding; ribose phosphate diphosphokinase activity.
AGUUAUCUUAUAGCAUUGCAUACAAACCUGACGCUCCUUGUGAGCCUUAAUGGUGUUAGUUACAAAGCAGUAAAAAAAACAAAACAAAAAAAAAAAAAAAAAAAAAACAAAACAAACUUGUUUUUGGUUAGCUGGAGGGAACGUCGAUCAAAGACGCACGGUGACACCCGAGAGGACAGGGUACUGUGAGCCGUAGGGCUGGUUAACUGCUUAAUAAAAUAUCACAAACUGGUUUUCCACGCAGGGGGCAGUACCACUGCGCCAGAGGUUCAAGCUUUACCCGCCAAGUGUUGCCCAGGGUAAAGACAGAUACAGCCAUGAAUGCCCCCAAGGGUGGGCUGGUUAUAUUUACAGCCAACUCCAACCCUUCUUGCAUGGAGCUUGGAAAGCGGAUUUCAGAGCGUCUUGGUGUGGUGCUUGGUAAAGUGCAGGUUUACCAAGAGACAAACAGGGAAACUAGAGUACAAAUCCAGGAUUCUGUAAGAGGGAAAGACGUCUUUAUCAUUCAGACAGUUUCCAAAGACGUCAACACUGCGAUCAUGGAGCUCCUCAUCAUGGUGUAUGCCUGCAAGACCUCCUGUGCCCGCAGUAUCAUUGGAGUCAUUCCCUACUUCCCCUACAGCAAGCAGUGCAAGAUGAGGAAAAGAGGCUCCAUCGUGUCCAAGUUAUUGGCGUCCAUGAUGUGCAAAGCUGGACUAAAUCACCUGAUCACGAUGGAUUUGCAUCAGAAAGAAAUUCAGGGUUUCUUUGACAUUCCGGUAGACAAUCUGAGAGCAUCGCCGUUCCUCUUGCAGUACAUUCAAGAAGAGAUUCCGGACUAUAGAAAUGCAGUAAUUGUGGCCAAAUCUCCGUCUUCAGCUAAAAGGGCACAGUCCUUUGCUGAGAGGUUGCGGUUGGGGAUUGCAGUAAUUCAUGGGGAAGCCCAGGAUGCAGAGUCUGACCUGGUGGACGGGCGUCACUCUCCACCGACUGUCAAAAACAUAGGAGCCAUUCACCCCAGCCUUGAUAUACCCUUGCUAAUUCCAAAAGAAAAACCACCUAUCACAGUUGUGGGAGAUGUUGGUGGGAGGAUAGCCAUUAUAGUGGACGACAUUAUUGAUGAUGUUGACAGCUUUUUAGCUGCUGCCGACACACUUAAGGAGAGAGGUGCUUACAAAAUCUACGUGAUGGCAACUCACGGGAUCUUGUCCUGCCAUGCCCCGCGGUUGAUAGAAGAAUCAGCAAUUGAUGAGGUGGUAGUGACCAACACCAUCCCUCAUGAAAUCCAGAAGCUGCAGUGCCCCAAGAUCAAGACUGUGGACAUCAGCAUGAUCCUGUCCGAAGCCAUUCGACGGAUCCACAAUGGGGAAUCCAUGUCCUACCUCUUCAGGAAUAUCGGGGUGGAUGAUUGAAACCUUCCUUUUCAAACCAGACUCAAGUCUUCUGACUUGUGGGUGGUGUGUGUGUAUGAUGGGAAUGUUAUGUUUAAUUAAGAGGGGCCAAUUUUUGUUAAAAUGAUCAAAAACAAAGAAAUUACAGAUAGACUUUUUUUUUUUUUGGUUGCACUAUGAAGGUUGAGCUAAUGCAGGAUUUUUAUUUAUUUAUUUAUUUGUAGCAGUGAAGAAUGAAUGCAGAGGUUGUUGUAAUGGACUUGUGCAUUUGAAAGACAGAACUCUUAAGGAUGUCAAGGACAGGUCUAUAAUGAAUGGUAACUUUAUUAUUUUUAUGCAUCAAAGCCUAUAUUCCUGGAGCAAACCGGGAGGAAAUCAACUUGAAUUAUUACAGAAGUCUGUUCAGUAGUUUCUAUGCCUUCCGAGCUGGGAUCAGGGCAGGGUAACUGGUGCCAAAAGCUUCAUCUAGAAUUUGAAUAUCUUCAAUAUUAUUAUUUGUUUUCUGUUUAUUUAAGAGUGGUCUCAAACAAGCUUUUGGACUAAGUGUGGUUGUUGAUAAUAGUAAUGCAUACAAAUUAAAAAAAAAAAAAAAAAAAAAAAAAAAAA